AUGUCGGGACCACAAGCCGUCAAUCCCGUAGACGCCUCAAGCAGCGGCUCCAAAGGUUCGUUUACGAAUGCCCGCCUGCGAUUGAAAGGUUCUCUCCGACGACGACUAAGACGGCUACGAGGACGACUGGAGCAGCCCAUUCAAGGACAGAAUCAACCCCCUGUGGAGAACCAACCUCCUGCAGACAACCCGUCAUCCAGAGAAAAUCGACUACGUAGAAGGUUGUUGGGAUCUGUCCUGAGAUCACUGAGACGAUUACGAGUUUCUCGCAAAGAACGGAGUCUCACCCCGCGUCAAGAAAAUCCAGAGCCAGGAGCUACUAUUUCCCCCGAAGCCAAUGAUGGCGCAGAAACGGCCGUCGGCUCCGAUUCUGAUUCCGUCUCAGGAGAAACAGCAGUCGACGACACAGGGGCAACGCCUAGCCCAAGCUCCCCCGGCAUUAUCAGACAAAUCAUACCGUCCAGCGACAGUGUAGAAAGCCGCUAUCAUAUAACCACAACUAAUAGUUCCUCGAGCUUUUCGAGCUUUCUCGUUCCUCUCACUACUUUCCCCAUAUUUUCGAAGCUUCCGAUAGAGCUGCGUCUUAUAAUCUGGGAGCGAGCCAUGUGGGAAGGCCGAAUCAUAUAUCUCAACUCACCAUGGAGAGCCCACGAACAUGACACCGCGGUAUGUUGGGGGGAAAGGUACGUGCACGUGCCUGUGUUUUUCUUUGUCAAUCGCGAAGCCCGAGAAUGCGCGAUGCAGAGAUACGACCAAAUGCAGGUCGAGCUCUCCUUCUACCAGCGAGAUGAGUGGGUGCCGGUGCGAACCAGCGUUAUCAAUGUACAUGUUAUUAUACACGAUAGACUCACCGUCCAUGGCGUCCCUACGUAUAGACCUAUCGAAAUGGGCGUGGAUGGAUUUUUUUUCCAUGGUAUUGGGAAUUGCCAUGAGUGGAAUUGCCCUCAGCCUCAAAAGUGGGCAGCUCGACCCAGCGAUCUUCCGACCGUUCGACAGGAUUGGAUGAAGUCGGACAUGUGGUGGCUCUUUGUGCGUCCUAAAUACACAACAGACAAGUGUCUCAAAGACAAAUACCGAUAUACCUUCCAUCCCGAGGUGGUUACCAGUUGGACCAGACCCAUGGAGGACGGUAGGGGCAAGUUCAUCCAGGUGAUCAGGCGACCACGCGCAUACUAUGUAACGCCACGUGAGGCCCUUGUUCGGUAUCCUCUACCCUAG
Xylaria bambusicola is the source of this 1218-nucleotide messenger RNA. RefSeq lists its product as uncharacterized. The transcript has a single exon. Lineage: Eukaryota; Fungi; Ascomycota; Sordariomycetes; Xylariales; Xylariaceae. The coding region runs from base 1 to 1218 and encodes 405 amino acids. The record is from RefSeq and is a predicted model, not a curated record.